AUGAUAGAUGUUAUAUCUACGAACGAGUGGCUUAGUCUUGCUCUUCUGGCAAUGGAAGUCAGUCAAAUGUUGAUUCAAGGAAUGUGGGAGUAUCCAAACAUUGAUGUGAUGUAUGAGGUGUUGGAUGGUGAUACUGUGCGAGCUGGAGAAACUGUUGCCUUGCUGGCCUCCCUUCAAAGGGAUUUGGAUGGAAGAUUGGAGGAGGAAGUGGGGCCUGUGCAUGCCCUAAGAUAUUCUGAAGCCAAAGAAGAAGAUGGUGGCUGGUAA
Molecule: messenger RNA, 267 nt
Organism: Dovyalis caffra
Lineage: Eukaryota; Viridiplantae; Streptophyta; Magnoliopsida; Malpighiales; Salicaceae
Source: the annotation of a GenBank genome assembly